Soboliphyme baturini is the source of this 234-nucleotide messenger RNA. Lineage: Eukaryota; Metazoa; Nematoda; Enoplea; Dioctophymatida; Soboliphymatidae. The record is from the annotation of a GenBank genome assembly.
AUGAACACAGACGGUCAUCCGGUGGAGGCUAGAAAGGAGUUGCGACUGAACCUCGCGCCCCAGAUAAUUGGCUCUCGGAAUAUCCCAGAUAUAGUGGUAAUCGAUAGGGUGGGCAGAACAGUGAUCAUAGUCGACGUGGCCAUCUGGUUCGAAAAUGGGAGGGAGGCAUUCGAUGCGGCUAGGCUGCAAAAGAUUGAUCACUACGGACGCAAAGCCGUCAUCCUACCUCAAUAG